AUGGGGGAGGUGUUCAGCAAUCCCCUAAAUGAGAAACAUCUGCAGCUAGUGACAAGCACCAUGCAAAUGAGACAGCCGCGAGCUCAGGCACGUGCCCGGGAGAGCCCUGUGGCGCCACGCGCAUAUUGGCCCACCCGAGCGGCUCCUCACCAGCUCGCUCUGGUGGGGCGGGGCCCCAGCUACGCCUGUUUCCGCUACGGACCAGGGGGCUACCCUAGGCUGGGACAAGAAUCGGCAAGGACGAGCGAGUCCGGCCGCUGGGGCCGCCCCCGCGAGCUCCCUUCCCCCCCGAGGCAGGUCCUCUCAGCUCUCCCCGCACAGCCGGAGCCGACAGGUUUCCAUGGGAACCGCAGCGGGGUCCGCGCGCCCAGGAGCAGCCCCCACCUCCCGGCACAGCUUCCGAUGACGGAAACUGGGAGGAACACGGGUGGGGGAACAGACCAUCGCUUAGGGUCCCCUGCGUCGGCAGCCAGGUCGCCCCAGCGAGCCCAAGAGGGGCCACCCGGGGACCCGCACCGUCACCGCCCCGAUUGUGCGGGCCACUGCGAUUGGUUUGCCCUCUCCAGGCGUGGCAGCAUCCCCUGGUGCUGGACGGAGGAGGGGAACCCGUUUCCUGCCCCGAAAGCCAGCCCAAGAAGGGAUGCCAAGGCAGGAAGCAAGGGCCGCGAGGGAAGGAGGGGGCCUGAAUCUGGCAAUCCGAGCACCUAGGAUACGCUUUCGUGGGGUGCAGAGUCCCGA
Messenger RNA from Callithrix jacchus (white-tufted-ear marmoset), 738 nucleotides. Lineage: Eukaryota; Metazoa; Chordata; Mammalia; Primates; Cebidae. The record is from RefSeq and is a predicted model, not a curated record.